AUGAUUAAGACUCAAUUUGAUAGAACUGUUCGUGUAGUCCGUUCUGAUCCUGGGGGUGAGUUUAGUUCCACACCUUUACUCAAUCUCUAUGCAUCCCUAGGAAUUCUUACUCAUAAGUCUUGUCCAGGUGUCUCUCAGCAAAACGGUCUGGUAGAACGCAAAAAUAGGCAUGUUCUUGAGGUUACUCGUGCCCUUUUCCUCUCGUCCCAUGUACCCUCCUUUUUAUGGCCUGAAACUGUUGCUACAGCUGUUCGGUUGAUUAAUUAUCAGAUUACUCCUGUUCUUGGUCAGUCGAGUCUCUAUUUUAAGCUGUAUGCUAAACAUCCUCCAUACUCCCGCCUUCGUGUUUUCGGUUGUCUGUGUUUUGUACUUAUCCCUCGUUCCGAGCGUACUAAGUUGACCUCUAAGACUGCUCGUUGUGCCUUCCUUGGUUAUAGCGACAUCUAUAAGGGGUAUCUGUGUUAUGAUCCUGAUCUUCGUCGCAUUCGUAUCGCCUGUAAUGUCGUCUUUCUAGAGAACCUCAUGUUCUACUCUGCGUCGUCUACCACUACUCCCUUGUUUGAUAUGUCCCUCGGACUCCCAUCAUUCUCCGACACUGAUGAUGUUGAUGAUGCUCUCAUUGAUCUGGACCCGCACCCUGAUGAUAGCCCGCCUCCCUCCCCACCACCAAUACCAACCUUCGCCGCCGACUCCGCCUUCACCACCUACUCCGCCGGACUUGCCACCUCUUCCUCGUCGCUCAUCGCGUUCUACUCUUGGGGUACCUCCUCCUCGUCAUAA
Messenger RNA from Linum trigynum, 780 nucleotides. NCBI's taxonomy places the organism in Eukaryota, Viridiplantae, Streptophyta, Magnoliopsida, Malpighiales, Linaceae. The record is from the annotation of a GenBank genome assembly.